AUGAUUUUCAAGUCCCAGCAACCUGCAAUCUCUGUACCCGAGAACAUUACCAUCUGGGAUUGGCUUUUUGAGUCGCCCGCUUCACCUUUGAGUCAAGACGGAGGCUUGCAUUCUGGGGGUUUCACAAAUGCAGCAACCAAUGAGAGAAUUGCAUAUGAUCAAGUAAAGGAUUAUGCGGUCAAGAUUUCAACUGCAUUGGAGCAGAAGUUUGGAAUCUCAAAGGGAGAUGUAGUGGCUCUCUUUAGUCCGAAUACUGUGUGGUAUCCUGUUGCCAUGUUCGCUACGAACCGCAUUGGUGGGAUAGUUUCGGGGGCGUCGCCGGCCUACAACGUCGAAGAGAUGACGUUUGCGCUUCGCACUGCCCAAGCCAAGGUUCUCAUGACUGCUGCGACGUCUCUAUCUGUAGCAGUUCCAGCUGCCAGGAAUGCUGGUAUUCCCCAAGACCGCAUUGUUCUUCUGGAAGGGAAGCAGGAGGGGUUUACGUCCAUUCAAGACCUCGUUAUCUUUGGGGCCAGUUUGGGAGCGCACCGUCAAGCUGCACCCUUGACGAUUCCUCUAGGACAGACCAACAAAGACCUUUGCGGCUUUUUGAGCUUCAGCAGCGGGACAACUGGUUUACCGAAAGCUGUUAUGAUUGCUCACCACAACGUGAUUGCUCAAAGUAUGCAAGUUGAGCAGAUUACGCCCAAAGAGAACAAAAAAGUCCUUGCCGUACUGCCGUUAUUCCAUAUCACUGGCCUGGUCCAUCAAAUGCACCUCCCAGUAUUUCGAAACGCCGAGGUUUACAUGCUACCUGCAUUCACGAUGAAAGCCAUGCUAGAUACGGUUGUUCAAUACCAGAUCGCAGAGCUAUUACUUGUUCCACCGAUUCUGAUCAGACUGCUUCGGGAUCCGAUCGUCAGGGAGUUUGACCUCUCCCAUAUUCGGAGGUUUUCAUCAGGCGCAGCGCCGCUGUCUUCCGAGGUCAUACAAGAGCUUCAGCGUCGAUUCCCCAAUACCGGCUUCAAGCAGGGUUACGGAAUGACCGAGUCAUGCAGCUGUAUAACGGCGCACCCCAUCGAGAAAUCUACUUACAAGUAUGCGCAUUGCGGCGGGACCAUCGUCGCGAACACCGAGGUGAAGAUCGUCGACCCCGACACAGGCAAGGAGCUUGGCUACAAUGAACCCGGCGAGAUAUUGGCACGAGGCCCUCAGAUCGUCAUGGGCUACUUGAACAACGAAAAGGCAACUGCAGAGACUUUCGACAGCGAAGGAUGGCUACACACCGGGGACGUGGGGUUCAUCGAUGAGGAAGGCUUGAUCACCAUCACUGACCGGAUCAAGGAAAUGAUCAAAGUCAAAGGAAUCGCCGUUGCCCCCGCUGAGAUUGAAGAUCUGCUACUAGGACAUCCGGACGUGGAAGACGUGGCUGUUGGCCCCAUUCCAGAUGACUACACAGGCCAGCGCCCCAAAGCGUACGUGGUCCUGAAGCCGGGCCUUUGCCAGGGAAUGGAUCGAGGAGCCAUUAUGGAGCGCUUGCAAAAGCUCAUGGCCUAUGUGCGUGACAAUAAAGUGCGCCACAAGUGGGUCACGGAGGUCGAAAUAGUGGAUGAAAUACCGAAGAGCGCGAGCGGGAAGAUACUGCGUCGUAUGCUGAGGACCCUGGAGACACGGGACCGCAACGACAGCGAUCGAAUGAUAGUAACCCAACAGGAAAUGAAGUCGAAGUCGAAGCUGUAA
This is a messenger RNA of Penicillium oxalicum, 1719 nucleotides long. RefSeq names its product acyl--CoA ligase. The record is from RefSeq and is a predicted model, not a curated record. Gene Ontology annotation, molecular function: CoA-ligase activity. The transcript has 5 exons. Bases 1 to 1719 code for a protein of 572 amino acids. Lineage: Eukaryota; Fungi; Ascomycota; Eurotiomycetes; Eurotiales; Aspergillaceae.